Molecule: messenger RNA, 1253 nt
Organism: Loxodonta africana (African savanna elephant)
Lineage: Eukaryota; Metazoa; Chordata; Mammalia; Proboscidea; Elephantidae
Product: olfactory receptor 6C68-like
Exons: 1
Coding region: 207-1253 (348 amino acids)
Biological process (GO): G protein-coupled receptor signaling pathway
Cellular component (GO): membrane
Molecular function (GO): olfactory receptor activity; G protein-coupled receptor activity
Source: RefSeq, a predicted model, not a curated record
CAGAAGUUAAAAUGUUAAAUGCAUUACUAAGUAAUUAUAAAAAAGUGAUAAAGAAAAGUUAAACUAUAGUUAAAUGACAAAAAUUGAUUUUUAAAAAUCUUGUUUGACCAUUCUGUGUUAAUAAAUUAGGGAACUCAGCUCACUACACAACAGAAAAUGUGCUCCUUGGAUCAACACAUAAAACUCAGGGGUGUUGGAUAAGUUGAAUGUGGAAAUGUAGUCAUCAUGACCUGAUUUUGUUACUGAAUUCAGCAGUUCAAAUCUCUCUGACAUUCACAUGCAGGCUUUGCUUUCCCCAGAAGUCAAUAAUGAGAAACCACACAGCAAUAACAACAUUCAUCCUUCUGGGACUGACGGGAGAUCCUCUGCUGCAGGUUUUGCUUUUUAUUUUCCUACUUACCACCUACGUGUUGAGUGUAACUGGAAAUCUGACCACCAUCACCCUCACUUUGGUGGAUCCCCACCUUAAAACACCCAUGUAUUUUUUCCUCCAAAAUUUCUCUGUCCUAGAAAUCUCAUUUACAACUGCCUGUGUUCCAAAAUUCCUGCACAGUAUAUCAACUGGAGACAGAACAAUUACCUAUAACGCAUGUGCCAUUCAACUAUUUUUUACAGAUCUCUUUGGGGUGACUGAAUUUUUCCUUUUGGCCACCAUGUCUUAUGAUCGCUAUGUGGCCAUCUGCAAGCCCUUGCAUUAUAUGACAAUCAUGAGGAACAAAGUAUGUAAAACCAUGGUCAUCUGCUGUUGGAUGGCAGGAUUUAUGAUUAUCCUCCCACCGCUUAGCCUAGGUUUUAAUCUGGAAUUCUGUGACUCUAAUGUCAUUGAUCAUUUUGGCUGUGAUGCAUCUCCUCUCCUGAAAAUCUCAUGCUCAGACACGUGGUUAAUUGAGCAGAUGGUUAUAGCCUGUGCUGUGCUGACCUUCAUCGUUACUCUGGUAUGUGUAGUUCUCUCCUACAUAUAUAUCAUGAAGACAAUUCUAAAAUUCCCUGCUGUUCAACAAAGGAAAAAGGCCUUUUCCACUUGUUCUUCCCACAUGAUUGUAGUUUCCAUCACCUAUGGCAGCUGCAUCUUCAUCUAUGUCAAUCCUUCUGCAAAAGAACAGGGAGAGAUUAAUAAAGGUGUGUCAGUACUCAUUUCAUCCAUAUCACCAAUGUUGAAUCCUUUCAUAUAUACCCUGAGGAAUAAGCAAGUUAAACAAUCCUUUAAUGACUCACUCAAAAAAAUUGCAUUCCUCUCAAAGAAGUGUACCUAA